ACUUCAGGGUCAACAGAUUCUAAUUCAGCUUAUUAUUCUGGAGAGAUAUGAAAAGUAUACUUAUCUUAUUUAUUUUUGUUUUCUUUUAGUUAUUUUUAACAUCAUUAACAUAAUCAUAACUUGAUAGUUUAUCGUAUUUAAAAACUAUUCUAAAAAUCGAAUUUAUAAUACCAGAUAUUUUUUUAUUUUCUUUUGUACCUUCUUAGCUAUUGAUAGGUAACUCUUCAAUAUUUUCUUCAUCAAAAUUAUAAUAAUAUUUUUUUUUCUUCUUUUCUGAAUGUAAUUCUUCCUAAAAUUCUUCUUCGGAUAAUCUAGGAGAAAAUUAUUAUACUUUUUUUAUAUAAUUUCCAUCUAUUCUGUAUACAUCGAAUUCUAUAUUUGCUUAGACAAAAUCUUAAAAAUUACAAAGUUUCAAAUAAUCGAAAUUUUAUUUUAAAUAUUCGGUCAUAGCAUAUACUUAAUCGCUAUAUCUAGGCACCUUUUCAUAAAAAAUGGCACUCCAAACAAGCGCAUCCAACUUAAAAUAAUGGUUAUUGCAUGUCUUGGGAUUUUCAUUAAAAUGUUAAUUAAAAAGUUAUCUAUUAGAUUACAUAAAAAUAUUUAUAUCUUAUUGGAAAUCAUUCUUUUUUUUAAUAUGAAUUUAAGAAAUAUUUUCUUUUGUGUAUUUUUUGAAAUAUUUAAGAAGUUAGUUGGCUAAAUAUUUACUCAAAUUUGUAUUUAUUUCAUUAAGUCUAUUUUAUAAAAGCCAAAUAUGAAUAUUUAAAAUAGAAUGCUCGAUAUGAAAGUCAGGAGGAAUUUACAUAAGAACUGUAAAUUCAAGACAGUUAGUGUAAUGGACUAGUCUCAAAAAUAAAAUUUGGAUUAAAUUAUCAUAAUUCUGUUUUGUUUCUAGUUUGCUUUUUUAAAAAAGUUUCGCCAUUAAGAGUUUAAAUAAAUCUUAAAGUGUAUAAAUACGUCCUGAUAUUUAUUUAUAUUCUUUUUGAAUAGAUAUGUCCUGGAAAAUAUUUAAUCUUUAGUACAUUGGGCGAAAAUCAUCAAAAAGUAAAAAGUUUCGUUUUUACCAAUUUUUGAAUUAAUGUAAAACACGUUAAUUUGAUGAUGUCCAUAUGCAUUUAUAAAGGAUUUUAUUUCUUUGUG
Messenger RNA from Ichthyophthirius multifiliis, 1137 nucleotides. RefSeq lists its product as hypothetical. The record is from RefSeq and is a predicted model, not a curated record. The transcript has a single exon. NCBI's taxonomy places the organism in Eukaryota, Ciliophora, Oligohymenophorea, Hymenostomatida.